Molecule: messenger RNA, 2391 nt
Organism: Amborella trichopoda
Lineage: Eukaryota; Viridiplantae; Streptophyta; Magnoliopsida; Amborellales; Amborellaceae
Product: serine/threonine-protein kinase 12
Biological process (GO): protein phosphorylation
Molecular function (GO): protein binding; protein serine/threonine kinase activity; ATP binding
Source: RefSeq, a predicted model, not a curated record
AACCACCGCGUUAAGCAAACGCACCCUGGUUUCUUUUGAAAUCGUCUGCUUUUUUUAUUUUCAUUCCGCUCCCGUUUAAACAGUUUAUGUAUUUCUCAGCAACUUCAUCGAUUCCUUGCAAAAUCCUCUUUCAUUUUCUUCGCGUUUUAUCGAUCACACAUAUUGUUGAAGUGCGACUUCUUUGAAGCUUGCUUUAUUGUUUUCAUGGUGGCGCACUGAAACCCGAGAAUUUGCUCAUAUUCUUGUUUUUUUCUGAUUCCGAGUGAAGCUUUUACUCUUUUACCGAGGUUAUAUUCUUUUACUUAAGUCUUGUCACUUUUUGUUGGGAAUGAUCUAUAGCUGGUGGACGUGUCAAACCCUGUUUGUUUGCUGAUGGAAUCAGGAAAUUAGGGUUCUAGAGAGCCAAUUCUGCUUACAGUUUCAAAACACCCAUUCGCUUUACUGAAAUAUUAGGAUUUACAGGGCAAUUGUUCCAUUUAUUUUCUUUACAGCGCAAUUGUUCAUUUUUUUUUUAAGAAAGGAACAUUUUAGUUCGGAAAUUCCCGUAAACAUUCCCUGAGUUUUUGGUGAUUAGGUUUACAGUAUUAUCAAGAAAUCGAUACUGACUCGAGCCAAUAUUUAAAAUUUUCAGCCAUCGAUCCCAAAUUUUACAUAAAUACGCCCUCGAGACUUGAUCCUUAGGCAAUAUAACUUACAGGGAACUGGGGUUAGGAUUUCCGAGCCUCUGCUCAGUUUUCAUCAAUGGAGAUGAAGGGGCUAGGUAGAUUCACUCUUGGCAAGCAGUCAUCUCUUGCUCCACAACCAGAGAGCCAUGAUGUGCUUGAAGAGAUGCCUGAAAAUUUCGACCCAACGGUGAGGCUUAUGUAUCUUGCAAAUGAAGGUGACUUGAAUGGGAUCGAGGAGCUUCUUGAUCAUGGGGCUGAUGUCAAUUCGGUGGAUUUUGAUGGUCGAACUGCUCUGCACAUCGCUGCAUGUCAGGGUCGCUCAGAUGUUGUUGAAUUGCUUCUGAAGAGGGGUGCAAAUGUCGACCCCAAGGAUCGGUGGGGUAGCACGCCACUUGCAGAUGCAAUAUAUUACAAACACCAUGAAGUGUUCAAGCUUUUGGAGAAGUAUGGUGCAAAACCCCCGAUGGCUCCAAUGCAUGUCCAAAAUGCUCGAGAAGUCCCAGAAUAUGAAAUUGAUCCCAAGGAGCUUGACUUUACUGACAGUGUUGAAUUGACCAAGGGAACCUUUCAUAUUGCAACAUGGCGGGGUACUAAAGUUGCAGUGAAAAAACUAGGAGAGGAUGUAAUUACAGAUGAGGAGAAAGUGAGGGCUUUUAGGGAUGAGCUUGCUCUGUGGCAGAAGUUACGACAUCCAAAUGUGGUCCAGUUUCUGGGUGCUGUAACUCAAAGUAGUCCAAUGAUGAUUGUUACAGAAUACUUGCCUAAGGGUGAUAUUCGUGCAUACUUGAAGGAGAGACUAGCAUUAAAAUCAUCAAAAGCAGUGAAGUUUGCCCUUGAUAUUGCAAGGGGAAUGAAUUAUUUGCAUGAAAAUAAGCCAGAGGCUAUAAUUCAUCGUGAUCUUGAGCCUUCAAAUAUAUUGCGAGAUGAUUCUGGACACCUCAAAGUUGCAGACUUUGGGCUAAGUAAGCUGCUGAAAGUUGCCAACACUGUGAAAGAAGAUAGACCUCUAUUAUCUCAAGACAUUUCUUGUCGGUAUGUGGCUCCUGAGGUUUUCCUUAACGAAGCAUAUGACACAAAAGUAGAUGUUUUCUCAUUUGCUUUGAUUGUACAAGAGAUGAUUGAAGGAUGCCCACCUCUAUCUCCAAAACCAGAUGAAGAAGUUCCAAAAGCAUAUGCUUGUAAAGAGCGGCCUCCUUUUAGAGCUUCAGCCAAGCAUUAUCCACAUGGCUUGAAAGAGUUGAUUGUGGAAUGUUGGCAUGAAAACCCUUCACGGCGACCUACAUUUCGAGCCAUUAUUGAGCGAUUAGAUGCAAUCGACCACCAUGUAACUCAAAAGAAGCAUUGGAAGGGCAAACCGGUUAAAUGCUUCGGGAAUCUGGAAGCUGUGUGGUACGUACUGCACAAGAAGGAUCACUCAGAUCCAAGUUCCCAGUCUUCGCGAUCCAACUAGUCGAAUAUGUGUUUUCUGUUUUGUGCGAGUGUUGGUAAGAUAAAUACCUCAUUGUUUACUAGACUAAAAACUAUAGGCUCUUUUGGUCUAUGCCUAAAGUCUAGUUAAGCUAACUGCAAGUAAUGCCAUUCAUUUUUAUUAUAGCAUCUGAUAAACCUGUUCCAUUCAAAUUUACCUUGCUUAUGCCAGCCUCAAGUGGCUGUAGCUUAUUGUGGUUUGAGCUCAGGCCCUGAUUUUUUAUUCUUUGUGGAAUUGAGAGGCGCAUUUGAUUUUUGC